Messenger RNA from Danaus chrysippus (African queen), 1113 nucleotides. Lineage: Eukaryota; Metazoa; Arthropoda; Insecta; Lepidoptera; Nymphalidae. The record is from the annotation of a GenBank genome assembly.
AUGUGUGGAAAGUGUAUCGUUUUCAUCUCACUGAUUGUUUCUGCUAUAGCUAUAUACCCAUACUUUGAUACGCAAGAUUUUAUUUACAAUGUUCCCAAAGUAUUUAGAAUAUCAAUCACAUUGGAUAGGCUCCUGGAAUACUAUGAGAAGACACCAUCCAAGGAUCCAGAGUGGUAUAUCGCAUUGGGGAUAGCUCGAGGUCAACUGGAAUACACAGUUAAUGAGCUGGAUAAAUCGGUGCCAUUGAAGCUUAAGGAGAAUUUACAAAAUAUUACCAGGAGAAUGGAUCGUAUUCGUAACAGUACGGAUUACACAACAUUAGUUUACCGCAGCAAGGACUACGAAUAUGUUGCCAAAGCCACCUUCGAAAAUCUGGAAGUUCUCUCGUCUAUACUCGAGCCUUUGACGAUAGGCACAAUGGGCACACAAAAACCAUAUAGAUUCACAUUUGAGCAAUACGUUCAAGAGGCUAAAACAAAAAUGCCCACAAGAAAAGCGGCAGACGCGUGCAUGAUGCAGCUUCUUAUAUCGGCAAUGGAAAGCCAAACUACUCAAAGCGAUGGCGCCUGUGAGCUCGCACCGGAAUGUCAGGCGCAAAUCAUUCAGGGGUCCGGGCUUGCUUUCCAACAAACUAGUCGUGUUCGGGCCAUAAUGUUAGCUCGAUUUUUCGAUUGUAUGGACGGAGUUGACCUUUCAGCACUAAUUUAUAAGUUGUGUAUACAAAUUUAUAAAGAAACUAAAUCUUUAGAAGCUUGGGACCACCCUGCUGGCACCAGGACGUUAUUUAUGCAACAAAUAUUUAUUUGUGCGUCGCAAGGCUACGGGGAGUUCAUAAAGCCUAGGUGGAUGAAUAAAGUCAUAUCAUGGCAGGAACCCAAAGGCUGUUAUGCUGAUGAUCGACAGCCGUUCCUUAAACUAACCGGAUUCGUCGGACCUACAGCGUCUCCGCCACCGAAAGACAGAGAAGAAGAAUAUCGUGUGAAGAAAGCAGCAUCUUCAGACGGCGGUACUUGUAAUUCCUUGACAUCGGCUAUGGCGCUAGGAACUCUAGUUGUAUAUGUGAGAGCAUUGCUUGAAACCGACCAGGCAUUCCAAUAUGAUGUCCUCGUGUAG